GAUCAAGGUCCCCACAUCUACCAGACGUGCCCCUCAGCGAACUACUUCGACUGCCGCGCGAUGGCGAUCGGAGCGCGUUCCCAAUCAGCCCGCACUUACCUGGAGAAGCAUUUGACCACUUUCAUAGACUGUGAUCUCCAAGAAUUGGUCGCUCACGGCCUUAGGGCUUUGAGAGACACGUUGCCCAAUGAAGUGGACCUCAAUAAUAAGAAUGUAUCAAUAGCCAUCGUGGGUCCGAAGACACCUUUACGCAUUUGCGAGGAAGAGGAGCUGUCCCGUUUCCUGGCUCUGGUGGAGGGUGAGGAGCGCAGGGGCGGCGCCAGUGCCACGGGAGACGCGGGCGCGGCCCCCCCGCGCGACGAGGGGGACGACAGGGACCCCCAAGUGGCCGUGGCCAUGGAUACGGAGUAGAUAUAGAACGAUUGCAGGUGGAGGCAGAAGAAGUUUAUAUAGAAGACACUCUUGAUCGUACUUUUGAUGAAGUGUUCCGCCCGCCUCCAAGUUCUAACUACUUUUUACCUUCUGUCCGACAAUACAGCAAAGGUUGGCCUUGGCCAGUGUUUAAAUUGUCUCUAUGUGCAUUUUGACAGUCCAUCCUUUCACUCAUUCACUCUAUCAUUCGUUCAUUGAUCGGUUAGCUAUGACAGGUUUAUGAUAGGAUUUAAAAUCAGAUCUUUUCAGGGUUAAAAUUAUGUAUAUUUAUUAUGUUGUUGAAAUAGAUUCUUAAUAAAGCACUCUGCCCUCAAAUAAAGAAGAAAAAUAUAUUAAAAAAAAGAAUUAUUGGUUGAAAAGUUAUUGGGUCUAUAAAAGUUUUCUAACGACCAAAAUAAUUGACUCUGGUUUUUAAUAAUCUAAGUUUUGUGCCUGGCUAGUAGGCACAGCAAAAGUGAGGUCACUCGCUAUACAAAUAAGGUCAUCAGUAUAAAUAUAUAUAUUUUUUGCAAAUAUAAACAAAGAAUAUAUAUUAUUUAUACUGCAUUUGAUGAUGAUUUUCCAUGAUGAAGCUUCAUCAAAUAUACCUUAAAUUAAAAUAUUUUAUCACAUGAAUAGUUAUGAAUAUUUUUCAAAAUAAAUGCAUGUAACUAAAUAGGUUUCUAAAAAUGUUCAUCAUGUUCACAUUCAUGCAAUAAAUUAUUUGAUUGAAUGAAUGUAUUAAACAAAAUAAAAAAAAAAUAGAUCAAGCCAAAAAUCGUAAAAACGACUUUUGUUACGUAUAUUUAUUUUAAGAAAUACCCUUUCACUUAUCGUAUCCAUUAUAAGUAGUUGUGAUACGAAUGAAAUACUUGAGUACCACCAAAGUGAGAUCUAUCAGUAAUGUAUCAAUUUAAACACUGGCCAAGGCAGAAGAAAAAUAAAAAUAAAAACUCUUUUAAUUUACCUUUUUAAUAAUAAAACGCAUUUUUGUCAUAUAUAUCGUUGUAUUUAAUUAUGUACAUUGUACUAUAAUAAUUACAUUAUAACAUGUUUUUGGACAAAUACAUUGCUUUUCGUCAUUAUUGGUAAAUCUAUUUCUGACAUCAGUACCCCUAGCGUGAUUUUACGCGAUAUUGUAUCUUUAACGUAAGAGUUUUGUUAAAGUAAAUAUUUGUAUGGAAAUUUGAACAGCGCCCCGUGAGCAUAUUUUGAACUAAAAUGCGGCGUGAACAUCGCGCGUGUGAACUUCGAAUAGUAAAACACGUAACCAUGGUAACGGUAGUUUGAAUGUAUUAGAAUCGAUAAGACUUUAUUUACGUAUAUUAUUGUUAAACGAUAAAGAAAUAUCUACGUAAACGUUAACUUGAUACGAUACUGCGUAAAUUCCUGCUAGGCGAGUACAACAAAUGGCACCUUCGGUCCAUCGCAUAUAAUAUAUUUUACGUUGCAAUUGGAGAUAAUAAAA
Messenger RNA from Manduca sexta (tobacco hornworm), 1879 nucleotides. Its product is annotated as proteasome subunit alpha type-1. Gene Ontology annotation, biological process: ubiquitin-dependent protein catabolic process. NCBI's taxonomy places the organism in Eukaryota, Metazoa, Arthropoda, Insecta, Lepidoptera, Sphingidae. Gene Ontology annotation, cellular component: proteasome core complex, alpha-subunit complex; proteasome core complex; nucleus. The record is from RefSeq and is a predicted model, not a curated record.